ACCAAUUCGAAAUUUAAUUGUUUAGCCCUAAACAAGCUUUUCUGGCAUAACCCUGCACUAUGGAUUAUUUUUUUUAGAUGAUUUUAAUGCUUUUUCAUCUUUCAUUUUUAUUAUGUUUACAACAUGCAAAUUUUUUAUUUUUUUUUACAACUGGAACCAUCUUUAUAUACAUGAAAAUGUGUAAAUAAUUUCUAAGCAAUUUCUUUAUACUAUGCAUCAGUUAUCAAGUGCACAUAUUGUGUAAAUUGUGACAUAAGGCAUGUCUGAUUUUAGGUCUGUGGUGAUAAACUGAUUCUGGUCUGAUUUUAGGUCUGUGGUGAUAAACUGAUAAACUAAGAAAUUCAUUUAAUGCGGCUAAAUACGGCCUGUUGUUUUCUUUGUCAUCUGAUUUUUGUUUUGUUUCUAUCUAAUUCUGAAUGAACAGACCGCAGUGCUUUGUGAUCCUAAAGUAGGUUAAUCGCUUGGUCUACUCGCAUAUUAAACAAUAUAACUUCUCUCUUCAAAUAACACUGUGCCCUAAAAUCAUUGCCUUGAUCAGCAAUUUGACUUGUACGUGUAUAGGAGAGUGACUGCAUCUCUAUGGUUUGAAAAGGCAGGCAGGCAGGCAGGAUUAUGCCCCAUGCUGUCUAAACACUCAAGGUAAGGCACCAGGCACAGACAGUCCUUUCUGAUUUAUAAGACUAAAACAUUAAUGGUACAUGGAAUAUUAAUAGAACAUGAAUAUGCUGUCGUUGUGUACUCCCAGAAACCAGAAUUUUGUUCACUGAACUGCUUGGUCAUGUUAAAAAAAAAAAAGUCCUGUCACUUCAAUUCCUGUUCUUGAAUAGGUGAAUGGCUUCUACAGCAACAGCGGUGCAUGGAAAACCAGACUGAGAACAGCAUUUACUGCACGUCUGUGCUGUAUGAGGAUGAACUGAGCAAAAAUGUGCACUGAGUCUGAUGACCGCUUUAACAAACCACUUCGUUAUUAGAGCAAAACCAUUUCACUCCUCAGCACACACACUAAAAUACUUAAGAAAAUUGUUCAAAUCGUGGCACGUCUUCUGAGACCAAAGGUGCACAACUCCGCUACUGGCGGUCCAAUUUACCUUCAUAAACUACGCCUAAAAUCAAACACUGCAUGUUUCUGCAUUGCAUUUCUCCUCACUGUGAGACUUUUAGCUCAGAUUGGGAAACAGAUUCAUCACCAGUCACAGUAUGAGAUGAUAUCAGAAAGAGUAAUACAGAAGAAAAUCAAAUAAGGAUGGCAUAGGGUAUUACUAACAGGGUGUAUGGAAGAUUUUAAUGGAAAACACUAUCGGCUGUGCUGACAGUGAAAAGUUAUGAUGUAUGGAUUCCCACCUUUAUCUGAUAAUUCUAUAGCCAUGAGCUUCUGAGGAAGUGUUUAUCCAGUAGAAAACCUUUUCAAAAUAAAUAAAUAAAUAAAUUACUGAUAUAAAUUAGAGUUUUAAAACUUUCUCAACUAGAUUUAAAUGUCACUUUUGAAUAAUUCCUCCUCACAUUAUAGAGAAUGAAUGUUCAAUAGAGGUUUUUUUUUCUUUCUUUUUUUCAAUUACAGAACCAAUGUAUUGGACUUUAUGCUACAUAAUUACAUGUAUGCUGACCUUUUACUCUCUAUGACUCUACCCUUAGAGAGAGAUAAUUACAGUUCUGCACAACACUUUCCUGUGCUUAAUCACUGUUCAAUAAAAGUCCACUAGAAAGUGCAUGAGAUGAAUUAGAGGAGGAAUGAGGUCAUCCACAUUCAACCCUACUUUGGUUAAAUAUAGUUUUUGCAAUUUUACAUGUACACACUCUAGUAUUUGCUGACUCAAUGUGGAAUAUGUCACAGGAAAGGAAACAGAACACAGAGUUCAUUUGCAUGCUGUCAUUAACACCGGCUGCCUCUAGGCUGAAGAACUGGAGCUUACUGCUGAGGCGGUAUUAAGUAAAAUACACAUUUCAGGUAAAAGCUUUUGAGCAAACUCUCAUUCUGAUGCUGGGAGCUUGACGAUGAUAUCUCUGAAUUGUACAUGCAAUGUUCUUGUUCUUGGUACAGCUUUAUAUCAAUCUGUACAAAAAUAGAGAGAUGGAUGUGAAUAGUAGGAUUUGUUUAUCAAGCCAAAUCCAAAUUGUAUAUUUAUAUUUGUAAAUUGUUUGCACAAGAAAUGCGGUAUCCGUUAAAACUGGGUAAAUUCAAGAGCUCCUGAGUUUCUGUAAACUUCCAUAUAAGAAGACUCAGUAACGUAAACCAAGAUUUCACUUGCAGUUACUGUAAUGUUAUAUAUGGACUUCACUGAGAAGUUGAAUUUACUUUACGUUUUUCAAAUCAAAGAAAAAAAAUGCAUACAAGCAAUUUUUUUAGUUUGCUUUGCUUUUUUUUUUUUUUUUUUUUUUUUAAAGAGAGAGGCAUAGACAGACACAUUGCAGGUGUAUUUUAAAACCAUUGUACGAGCUUAUAAAAAUAUUAAAGCUGUGCAUGACUCAGACAUCAAGGUUUAAAUAAAGCUUUAAACUACAGCACGAAAAACACACCUUUGUAGUUUCUGUUUACAGGCAGAACCCGUUUCUAAGACUUCUUGCUGCUCUCAUGCAUUUAAUGAAGUGUUACCAAUUACCUUCUUCCUGUUGUAUGUCUCAGUAUGCUGUGCAAUUGGAAGUCAAUGUACUCUCAGGUCAAGUUCUCCAAGUAUUAUAAAUCCUCGACGUAGGACUAAAUAUGAUUUCUGCUGAAAGUAAAUCAAGAAAGAAAAGGAAAGAUGAAAAGAGAGAGCUGUGCAGCGGCUGGGAGAGCUCUGAUGCAGACAAUGCACUGAAUGACGAUAAUGCAUUUUUUGUCUGGCAGAAGUCAAAACAGCAAGAGAAAUGCAGAUAUUUGGAUGAAAGGAACAUUGUAUUGUCUUUAACUGUUACAUCCUGGUUCUCUGGCUCAGAGGAGAAUGAUGUGGCAGAAACAUUACUCCCAAGAUGUGACACAUCUCAAGAUAAUUCACCCUUUACUAAAUCUCCUGUAGCACUCCAAGCACGGCCCAACGAUUUGAGGCAAAGCACUUCAGACAUGGAAUCUUUCCAGAUAAUCUCCAUGUCUACUCAUUCAAUGACCCAUAAACAAAAUAUCAUUCAUAUCCCCAGUCCAAGCAUCUCGGAGCUAAAGCAGAAUCAGACGUCAAUACGAGGAGCUUCUGCCACUCCUGAGCAGACAUCUGUGGAAUCACUGACCUGGCGAUGUAAAGCAUUUGCUCCAAUGAAUCGUGAAGCAAAACCAGCUGAACCUCUGCAUCUCUGCAAAUGGCCAGAUGCCAAGAGACUGGAAUGGUGCCAGAAGAGCUUGGCUGGACUGGCACAUCUGGGGGUGUAUUCACCCAAAAAUCUGCUGCCUGCUUUUAGACACAGGCCAGUGAUACAGAGGCCAGUUGUGGGUCAUACAGGAGAGCCGGUGCAUAACCGACAUGUGCAGAAAAGCUUCUUCUGGACAGCAGCAUCCAAAAGCCUGCUGAAUGAAGAUGGCACAAGGCCAGCUACACUAGGAGACCCAUGUAACCAAGACGUGUAUAGCUAUUUGUGGAGUGCAGUGCAAGCAGAAACAGAAGGCUGUGGCAAGAAACUGGAACAAGACAGUGGACACAAUUUACACAGAAACAGUGUGAGCUGCUUGUCGGACAUGCUGUGCCCGUCAGGAUGCCAUGGGAACGGCACGUCCACCACCAUUUCACAUGAUAUCACUUUAUUCCACAUUCUCCAAGUACUACAGAGCAAACCAGUACAUUUCCCCCAGGUCAGAGGACAGAGACGCCUCAAGACACUUCCUACUCUGAAUGCCUGAAUGCAUCCUUGAGAAGAAUGUAAUAUUUUUCCACAUUCUCAACAUGUCACUCUGGCAAACAGCAGCCAAACAAGGAAGGCUUCUAAAAGAGCAGUGGUGAUUGUCUACACAACUGAUCCAUUCUUCACACAGCAGAAUGAAGGAGAGGAGGAUGCACAGCAGGCCAGGAUGUGCUCAUACCAGGCUCCAUAAGACUUCAACACGGACUUAUGUUGCGACUGUAUCAGCAGAAUCUGGGGUUCAUAACCUGUGUUUUGAUGCCAUGUCAUGAGAUUCCUUGAAUUUACUAAUUAAAGUGCACUUAAACA
Tachysurus fulvidraco (yellow catfish) is the source of this 4110-nucleotide messenger RNA. RefSeq lists its product as uncharacterized. The record is from RefSeq and is a predicted model, not a curated record. The coding region runs from base 2699 to 3802 and encodes 367 amino acids. Lineage: Eukaryota; Metazoa; Chordata; Actinopteri; Siluriformes; Bagridae. The transcript is spliced from 5 exons.